GCCUGGUCGGCAUAACCGUCGUUCGGCAGUCGUUGGUCAUCUUUCGCCCAGCACUGGACUUCUUCCGCUAUGUCUCCAGACGGUCCGGAUCCUCAGAGCCUGAAAUCAUGGCAGGAUGCUUUCCAAUAUCCAAUCCCUACUGUGCGUCGCGUGGAGCAGGAGCUCCGGAGGGACAUUGCGAGUAAUAAGGAGAAGCUCCGGGCUCUUGUUGGAACGCGAUAUCGGGAGCUUGUCGGGACCGCGGAGAAGAUCGUCUCCAUGAAUCGUGGAAUGGAGGAAGUGGAUUCCACGUUGGCUGACAUAGGACGGAGAUGUAACCCGCGCUUGAUGGAGAAAGCGUACACCCACGUGCAGGCAGUUGCUUCGUGCAAGGAUUCUCCCGAACGUUCCCUCACAGGCCAGCUUGCUCUGCUUCAUCGUUCCGCGAUAUCGAUUUCGCGGCUCUUGAGAAGACGAGGCCCGUUAUUACUCGUCGCAAAACUCAUGGUGAUCUCCCGACUGCUUCAUAAGACUUUCUCACAACAACCGGCAGUGCCGCCGUUUGUCGAGAAUCUCCGCAACCAACUCGCUUCCCUUCGACGGACCCUGUUGAGAAGAGUCGACAAGCGCCUUGCCCCUGCCAAGGCAACUCCGGACGAAAUAAUCGAAGCUUUGGCUGCUUACUGCUUAGCAACCAGUUCUUCUUCAGACGAUGCUAUACGAUACUUCCAUCAGAUACGCCUGGACGCGAUUGGAAGCCAGUUGGAAGUAAACGAUCCCACGGGGGAGAACAUCUUGAACAGCUUGCGCCUUUAUAUUCGAACACUGCAAACCUCCAAGAUCUUGCUCUCGCGACGGCUGUCCGAUGUAUUAAACAAACUGAAGGCGCGGCCACUGCUCACAGACCCAGAGGUCCGCGGCCUGGAAGAUCUGGACCUCGGGGUCCUUGGGCGCUGGGUCACUCCAGAGGUCAGCAAUUUCACACCUUGGAUCAAAUUGAGUGAACUGUCCAAGGCAGAAAUUGAGAACAUCAUCAAAAAAUGGUCUAAACCCGCUUUCGAGAAGUAUGUACAAGGGUCACGAGUAGCACUAACGAAGUGGUCGGAUUUCUCAGAACUCUUGACUCUUCGCGCGAAAGUCCUAGAACUCUGGCUAAGCUCUCGGAGCUCAACACCUGCCCAUUCAUCUUUGCAAGUUCUGAAGGGCAUCAGGUCUGUUCUGAACGAACGGCUUAUGGGCAUAUUGGUAGACCAAGCUCAAGACUUGGAUAAAUUCGGUCAAAGUGUCGCGUCCACUAUUGCUAGCUGGAGCGAUCAAACUCAUUCGCAUUCUCAAUCACUUUGGGACGAGAGUCUCAUCUCAAUUGACUACUCGAAUGGUUCUUCUCAUUUCAAGCAAGCUGUUGUGAACAGACUCUUAGGACGGGAUGGGGAUAUUCUUGUGUCUCUUAGACAAUAUCAAGCUUGGCUACAGGCAGUGGACAAGUCAAAACGCUCCAUCGACGUGUUACGCCAGGUACGAUGGUCGGAUGUUCUUGAUGAAGGUGAGGAUGAGGAUCUUGAAGUGGGCAUUCCGGCAAUCUUGACCGAUGAUGAUCCUCGGUUGCUGCGGGAGGCUCUGGAAGCUGCCAUCAAAAAAGCAUUCGAAGCCCUGGACAACUCGUUCAACGAAACUUUCAAAGCACUUCAGAAUCCGAGUCUGAGCGAGAAGGCCGCAUUCAUGCUUAAGCUCAUCAGGUUGAUCCAGAGAGAAGUCCCAGUCGAGUCUAUGCCAGCGAAUUACGCAUUUGCCAAUGGUGUUGUUCCUCAGUUGCAACUGAUCCUCUCUACCAAAAUAUCGGCACACACAAGGCCCUGGAAACCGCCGGCCUACUCAGUCGGAACAGACCGAGGCGUUCCAGGUCGAUCCCUUUGGGAGGGUGAUCCUGCGAUCCCUGUGCAACCAUCUCCGUCAGCGUUCAAAUACCUGCGCCGACUAACGAAGUCAAUGAGUCAUUACGGUCCUGGCCUUUGGGACGCUUCCACUGUUCAGUGUCUCAAAAGGACUUUGCAAAAGGAGUUCGUCAAGAUUGCCGCUUCUACUAUGCAACAGAUGAAGUCAUCCUUUACUGCCCCACAAGAGGCUAAAGAUAACUUGCCUGAAGUUAAUGAUAGCGAACCACCAACUCAGAACGGGGAUGAUGAUUCACCCCCGAAUCCGGAGACUGAGACGGAGAACACAGACCCAUAUAAAUCUCUCCAAGAUCAUAUGGUCCAGCUAUAUUUUGACACCUCUUAUUUCAAAAAUGCCUUUGAGGUCGGAGACUCGGAGACAAGCCAUCUGGCUGAGGUACUGGGGACAAUUCGUGGGGAGCUCGAAGAUCAAUCGCAGGCCACGAUGAGAAUCGAUCAGGCUGCCCGUGAGCACUGGAAGCGAACUCAUCUUCUGUUUGGCCUUCUGACGGAUGCGAUCGAGCCAUAAGGUGUAGGUUUCAUUUACCACUGGCUCAGUCUGUAUUACUGUUACUGUAUAUGUAUUAUGUAUAUAGAGCCAUCAUCACUACUAACUACUAGAACUGC
This is a messenger RNA of Aspergillus saccharolyticus JOP 1030-1, 2537 nucleotides long. RefSeq lists its product as uncharacterized. The transcript is spliced from 3 exons. Bases 70 to 2439 code for a protein of 789 amino acids. Gene Ontology annotation, cellular component: Golgi apparatus; COG complex. NCBI's taxonomy places the organism in Eukaryota, Fungi, Ascomycota, Eurotiomycetes, Eurotiales, Aspergillaceae. The record is from RefSeq and is a predicted model, not a curated record. Gene Ontology annotation, biological process: intra-Golgi vesicle-mediated transport.